GUGCCUUGCUCGAGGGCACCUCAGUCGUGGUAUUGCCCGGCCGAGACUCGAACCCACAACCUUAGGGUUAGGAGUCAAACUCUCUAACCAUUGGGUCACGACUUCCCCACAUAACCUGAGCGUCUACUUUCAUAUGACCCAUUAAACACUGUGGAGUGAGACAUGACAAAGACAUUUAAUGCUGAACCCGAAGCCCCCAAAACAGGUUAUGUAAUAAAUAAAUAAAUAAAUAAAUAAAUAAAUAAAUAAAUAAAUAAACCAGUAUUGCUGUAACUAUAUAAAUAAGCAUAAAGCUUCUGAACAUGCGAGUUUAACUAACACAUUAACCUUUGACAGAUGCUGCAUUUUUGAUGGAAGGAAUGUGCUGGGUUCUGGGAAAUCUUACCAAUUCUGUCCUACAUGGAAUCUUUGAAAUGUGCACUUAGUGUAACUUGCAUGGAAAAGUUCUGGCAGUGAAGUAAAUAAGGCCAAUUUAGUCUGUCAACACAGGAGGAUAUAAAAAGGAUAUAACUGAGCCAGGACUAAAGGCCAUUCAGUGCAGCACAGAUACGCUAAUCCAGCAGGUAAAGAACAAAAGAAUACAGUAGCGCUGCACUGUUUCAGCCGCAGCUCCCAAUCUAAAUUCUUCUGGAGGCCGAAUCGAAUGGAAAGCCCUUCAGCUCUUUUUGGUUCUCUGUGCUAUGUUGCUUGGUUUGCAGUUUAUUCAAUAGGUGCCACAUGUUCUUUGGGUUUAUGGUGAGGUAUAAAUGCAAGGGGUUAAACCCGGCACAGUGUCAGAUCACCAGUCAGAACCGACCGUGACGAUCGAAGCAUCGGUAUCGAACUCACACUGAAAUCAUGGGCAAAGUCGUCUUCUACGAGGACCGGAACUUCACGGGCCGCUCCUACGAGUGCAGCAGUGACUGUUCCGACAUGUCCUCCUACCUGAGCCGCUGCCACUCCUGCAAGGUGGAGAGCGGCUGCUGGAUGGUGUACGAUCGGCCCAACUUCAUGGGAAACCAGUACUUCAUCAGGAGGGGCGAGUACCCUGACUACAUGAGCUUGUGGGGCUGGGGCAACAACUGCAUCAGGUCCUGCCGCAUGAUCCCUAUGUACAGGGGCAACUACAGGAUGAGGAUCUAUGAGCGGGAGAAUUACAUGGGGCAGAUGAUGGAGCUGAGCGACGACUGCGACUCUAUCACGGAUCGCUACCACUGGUCCGGCGGAUGUCACUCGUGCCACGUGAUGGACGGCCACUGGCUGGCGUACGAGCAUCCUCACUACAGAGGUAGGAUGUGGUACUUCAGGCCCGGAGAGUACCGCAGCUUCAGGGACUACGGCAACAUGAACUUCAUGAGCGCAAGACGCAUCAUGGACUCCUGGUAUUAAAACUUGUAACAAGAGAUUCAAAACAAGAAUGUGAAUAAACCAUUCAACAAAGCA
Messenger RNA from Tachysurus fulvidraco (yellow catfish), 1422 nucleotides. Its product is annotated as gamma-crystallin M2-like. Gene Ontology annotation, biological process: visual perception; lens development in camera-type eye. NCBI's taxonomy places the organism in Eukaryota, Metazoa, Chordata, Actinopteri, Siluriformes, Bagridae. The record is from RefSeq and is a predicted model, not a curated record. The transcript has 3 exons. Gene Ontology annotation, molecular function: structural constituent of eye lens. The coding region runs from base 838 to 1368 and encodes 176 amino acids.